CUCCUACGACCUGGCGUCCACAUACGUGGACAUCACAUUUUUAGUUGUGUGCGCCAUAAAACCUAAUUCUGUGUAAUUGGAACCUGUUGUACACAAACAUGGACACUUACACUGCCAUCUGGUGGGGUCAGAAGAGAAAAACACUUUACACAGAAAUUCCAAGAUGGCGGCGAACACAUCCGAAAAGUCAGGCAGCCGCACCAGACCAAAACGUCCACAAGGGCAUAUUCCUUUCAAAGGCACUGGAAAUAGUAUUGGAGUCAAUUGCUGGGGACAACUCAGAGGUAGAGGACUUGUCUGACAUUGACAACCCUGUAGAGGAUGUUGAUUACCAUCCUCCACAACAGGAGCCAAGCAGCAGUGAGGAGGAGAGUAGUGGGGAUGAAGAUCCCACUCCACAGUCCACUAAGGCCAGCCGGGGACGUAAACGUCUCCGUGGUGUAACUUAUGCUUAUCGUUCAGACCUUAGCAUUGCCAAAAAGUGGACGCUUUGGAUGCUCAUGCACUUCACAAAUGUUGCUUUAGCCAACAGCUGGCUACUGUACCGCCAAGAUCACACAGUACGUGGCACGCCAAGAAAGGGCAUCAUGCAAUUUCUUGAAUUCCGAAUGGAAGUGGCUAAGACAUACUUGGCCCAGCAUAACAAUGAACAGGAAGACAGUACAGACCUCUCAGAACAGGAAAACAACACAGACCAUUCAGAGCCAGAGAAAAAGCGCACUGUGAAGGAAGUGCCCCACAUCUCAGUCCGCAGAAGGGCUAAUGCACAUCUUCCAUAG
Cyprinus carpio (common carp) is the source of this 779-nucleotide messenger RNA. RefSeq lists its product as uncharacterized. The record is from RefSeq and is a predicted model, not a curated record. The transcript is spliced from 2 exons. The coding region runs from base 99 to 779 and encodes 226 amino acids. NCBI's taxonomy places the organism in Eukaryota, Metazoa, Chordata, Actinopteri, Cypriniformes, Cyprinidae.